AUGGCUCCCAAGAAGGCUGACCAGCCGAAGAAGAAGACCAAGACGGUCGAUGACAAGACCUUUGGUAUGAAAAAUAAAAAAGGUGGAGCUGCCAAAAAGCAGAUCCAGCAGAUGAAUGCGAUGGCCCUAUCCAACAAGGCCCCCGAUGAGAAGAAGAAGGAAGCAGAGAGGAAGCAGCGCGAGGCCGAGAAGGCUGCCGCCGAGCUGGCCAAGCGUGAAGCCGCCGAGUUGUUCAAGCCUGUCCAGGUGCAGAAGGUGCCUUUCGGUGUCGAUCCCAAGACCGUUCUGUGUAUCUUCCACAAGAAGGGCGGCUGCGACAAGGGUAGGAAGUGCAAGUUCAGCCACGACAUGAACAUCGAGCGCAAAGCGGCCAAGAAGGAUCUCUACACCGAUUCGCGUGAGGACAAGGAGGAGCAGAAGAAGGCGGAUACUAUGGACCAAUGGGACGAGGAGAAGCUGCGCAGUGUCGUAAUGAGCAAGCACGGUAACCCUCGUACGACCACCGACAAAGUCUGCAAGUACUUUAUCGAGGCGGUGGAGAACCAGAAGUAUGGCUGGUUCUGGACUUGUCCGAACGGAGGUGAUAAGUGCAUGUACAAGCACAGCUUGCCAUCAGGAUUCGUUCUCAAGACUAAGGAGCAGAAGGCUGCCGAGAAGGCUUUGAUGGACAAGUCGCCACUAAACACCUUGACUCUGGAAGACUGGCUGGAGUCGGAGCGACACAAGCUGACCGGCAACUUGACGCCGGUCACCCCCGAGUCAUUCGCUGAGUGGAAGAAGGGGCGUCUGGACAAGAAGGCUGCCGAGCAGGAGGCACAGACAGCCAAGGAUGCGACUGGUCGGUCCAUGUUCGAGAGCGGAGACUGGAAGGACGAAGAGAGCAGUGAUGAGGAAUCUGAUGAUGACGGCGAUUCCUGGAACUUGGAGUCACUGCGUAGGGAGACCGAGAGAAUCCGCGAGGAGAAGGAGAAGGACCGGCUGGCCAAGGUUCACGGAAUUGAGAUCCCACCUUCAAACGAUGCAGCGAUUGCACAGGAAGCUGCUGGCUGA
Molecule: messenger RNA, 1050 nt
Organism: Penicillium cinerascens
Lineage: Eukaryota; Fungi; Ascomycota; Eurotiomycetes; Eurotiales; Aspergillaceae
Product: translation machinery-associated protein TMA46
Exons: 4
Coding region: 1-1050 (349 amino acids)
Biological process (GO): cytoplasmic translation
Cellular component (GO): cytosol
Molecular function (GO): mRNA binding; metal ion binding
Source: RefSeq, a predicted model, not a curated record